AUGAUCACGUGUGGGAAACGAUGCAACUAUCCGAAACGAAUAACAGGUUGUCUCCAAGCAAAAAUUGCUUAUGACAAACUUGGGCAAAAAGAUGCAAUUCUCUGCGAUAAAUAUGGCAGCUACAAAGAUAUACAAUGUGAUGCACUGUAUUGCUGGUGCGUUUCUAAAACAGGUGUGGAACUGGAAGGAACUAAAGUGUUAAAUAAAGAAACACCAAACUGUCGAGCACGGCGAUUAUGCACGCCACGUCGUUGCCAAAUAAAAAAAGAUUGCGCAUACGGAUUUGAAACAGAUAGGAAUGGUUGCGCAACAUGUGACUGUUACAAUCCAUGUAAGGAUAUUAUUUGCCCAAAUAAAAGCGAAAUAUGUGUGCCUCAGGUAACGGAAUGUAUCGAAAGUUCAUGUCGUGCUGUACCAAAAUGUGUAGUAAACACCUGCCCACAAGAAUUGCCAGUUAUUGAUGAGAUUACUUUUGAACCGCUUUCGUGUAACAGUGACAGAGAGUGCACGUCGUUGAGUGCCUCAUCUUUUUGUUAUAUUUCUGCUGGUUAUUGCUGCUGGAAAUCCGAAAAAGCGCCGAAUCGAACAAAAGUAUCUGAAAUGGGUGAAUGUCCAUAUUUAAAUAAUAAUCCUUCAAGCUGCCUAAAAAACAAAACUGAUGAAUGUGUCGAGGAUGUUGACUGUGGUACGGUACAGAAGUGUUGCUCAAAUGGAUGUAAGAAAUCGUGCAUGUAUCCUGAGAUUUCCACAGCUUGCAUUCAUUUGUUGGGUGCUUCCGAAGCUUUUGAACCAGGCUCAUUUGUUCCACGAUGUGAUACAUCUGGUAAUUUCAAUCAAAUCCAAAAAUUAGGUCCCGUAUUUUGGUGUGUUGAUAGAUCGGGUCGUGAGUUGCGCGGAACACGAACUUCCCAUCCACAUCUUAAUUGUGAUCUGCCUCGGUCAUGUCCGCUGUUAAACUGCCAAUUGAAUUGCUCUUUAGGUUAUGAAAAGAAUCAAAAUGGUUGUGAUCAAUGCCGUUGUCAUGAUCCAUGCAAAAAUGUUCAAUGUCCAUUAACACACGUUUGUAGACUGAUUGAUGUCAAAUGUCGGUUUGGAAGCUGUGAUCCGAUACCUAAAUGUAUAUUAAAUGUUUGCCCGAAAGGUGAGCCGUUAACGCUGCCCAAUGUGCGUAGGCUCGUACUUUGCAAUACCAAAGAAGAUCGCCAUUGUCCACUAGGCUAUUUCUGCCACCAAACUGGUAUUCCGCUACCAUUUUCAUCAUCAUAUUGCUGCGCAGGAAACGAAGUUUCAUUAGCUGUAUGUCCAAUAACAUUUGAAUGCCGACCUACUCUUUCCAAAAAGUGUAGGAUAAGAUGCCAUACACAUAACGAUUGCUUAUAUGGAAAAUGCUGUUUCAACGGAUGUGGAACAUCCUGCGUGGAUUCACGAGCAAAAGAAAUGGACCAAGAUACCGUUUUAGACUUUUCGAAAGCAGUAUUUUCUAGAGGUGGUGAUGGAAUUCACAUUUUAACGUACAAGCAACAAAAGUCUGAUAGAGAAUUCGAAAAGUUGCAAGAAUGUUCAAUGGAUGUUAUCUCGGAUCCAAGCUGUAAGAUUAACUGCCUAAAAGAUAGCGAUUGUCCAGACUUUCAGAAAUGUUGUACUAAAGGUUGCAGCAAUUUAUGCGCUUUUCCACAGACUACCACCGCUUGUAUUCAUACAUUGGCUUCUUAUACCAAUAAGAAUAAAAAGGUAUCUUCCAACGGACCACGUAUCACUUGUAAUGAAGAUGGAACAUUCAAAAAAAUUCAAUGCGAUCAACAAAUCAGGCAAUGUUGGUGCGUCAAUACGGAGACCGGUGAAGAAAUGCUUGGCACUAGAGUCAUAGCUGCUACUGCUAAACCGAACUCACCAAUCGCUUGUUCAACCGUAUGUGAUCAAAUGAGAUGUGAACACGGUCCGCGAUUAGAUACAAAUGGUUGCCCACUGAAUAACUUUUGCGAAUGUAAGAAUCCAUGCGAAGAGAUAAAGUGUGCCAGAGAAGAAGAUAUAUGUGUGUUGAUGCCGGUCAGAUGCAUUACUUCAUCUUGCCCUUCUCUACCACAAUGUAAAUCAAAUCCUUGCUCAAAACGUUCGGAAGUUUUGCGGGACAAAAAUAAUAACGUAUUUUCAUGCGUAAAAAAUGAUGACUGCGCUGCAGGCUCCUGUAAUUUAUUACCGGAUGAGCAAAAACAUGGAAUUUGUUGUACAUCAGAUUGUAGCUUGGAAUGUUCCAAUGAUUCAGCAUGUCCUGAAGUACAGUUAUGUUGUGAUUAUGGUUGUAGCAAAAUUUGUAUUAUUCCAGAAGUUGUAACAAAUUGUAUCUUACUACGUGAUUCGAUCACUAAACUUAUUGAUUCCGGCGCUGUUGUCGAUCUGCAUAUACCUUGGUGUAACAAACAUACGGGUAUGUUUGAAACAGUUCAGUGUGAUGAUCUCAGUGAUUGUUGGUGUGUGAAUGCGGUGACUGGGGCUGUAAUGCAUGGUUCAAGAAGUUCAAGGAUGAAAUUGCUCGAUUCAUCUCUUAUAUUUGCAUACGAUGUUUGCUCUAAUAAAAAAAGCUGCUCAAUUAGCUGCAACGAUGCGAUUUGUCCAUUAGGUUUUGAAAUGGACGUAAAUAAUUGCCCAAAAGAUAUUCACUGCCGUUGCCGCAAUUUAUGUGAUGCGAUACAGUGUCCCGAUGAUAAAGUUUGCAUGUUGAGGCGGAAAAAUUGUUCUGAAUCCACUUGUAUUCCUGUACCAUCAUGUGAAGAAAAUCCAUGCAGUGAUAUCAGUAAGCCAGCACUGGAUGAAACAACUUAUAUUCACUUUUCUUGUUCUGAGAAUCACACUGAAAUAUGUCCUCCUGGUUAUUACUGCACAGGUUAUGAUGCGUCUAUGCAAGGAGUUUGCUGCCCAAGAAUAAAAACAAAAGAAGAGAGGAGUAAUAUGAUAAGCUGUCCUCAUGGUAAUCCAUUUUCAAACAAAGCUGAUGGGUGGCCAGUAAAUUGUACUCAGUCGGGAAAUGACUGUCCUUCUACACAUUACUGUUUCUCAACACCUGAUCAGUCGUUUGGUGUUUGCUGUGUGUCUAAACGAUAUGUUUGUCGCUUAUCGCUGGAUGCUGGACCUUGUGCGGUUAACCUUAAGCGAUACUAUUAUGAUUACACAAAUAAAACUUGCAUUUCAUUUAACUACAGUGGUUGCUCCGGAAAUUCAAAUAACUUCAUCAAUAGAAAAGAUUGUGAAAAAUUCUGCUUGGACAUGGAUGUUAAUCUUAAUGGUUUCUUUACUGAUACUGGCAGAGUGAUUGAAACUUAUCAGCUGAGGUUUUCCCUCACAGGACCUUUGUUUCGUGGAAAGCAUCAACAAGAUAUAAACGAAGCAUUUCGUGAGUACAUAAAAAAAAGAUUCGAUGUCGAUGAUGACAAAUUGAGAGAUAUUGUUAUUCGUGAUGAUAAUAUGGUACAGUUUGUUUUGAAAAGUGAAGAUGCUAAGUCAAAAGCAGCUGAUAUCUCCGGUGUGUUAUAUUCACUUGAAAUUUUACAAGAUCAGGUCAGUGAUGGCUCUUUUCGGUUCACCUACAAUGGCGAUAUUUAUCGGGCAGAACCACAUUCUUGGACUAGUCAUCGUAUUGCAGAAAAGAAAGCGUUGCGUGAAAAGAUAUUAUGUGGUAAACGUUUCUUGUAUAAAGAAAGCAGAAAAAAUAAGUCGUCAUCGAGAGGUAUCCCACCCUCUCAGUAUGCAGCUCGUAUGAGUUAUGCAACACCGACAGCGAUUGCGAGCACUCCGAACAGCGGUAUUUCUUCGGAACGUUUCGAACAACUGAUGGAAUCAAAAAACGGCCAUUAUUAUCGACAAACAGUGAAAGCGCAUAGAGUUCUCCAAACAUCUGGUGGACAUCAACGAUGUCGUACCACAAUCUAUUACUAA
Cercopithifilaria johnstoni is the source of this 3930-nucleotide messenger RNA. Lineage: Eukaryota; Metazoa; Nematoda; Chromadorea; Rhabditida; Onchocercidae. The record is from the annotation of a GenBank genome assembly.